Dermacentor albipictus is the source of this 13470-nucleotide messenger RNA. Its product is annotated as tetracycline resistance protein, class H-like. The record is from RefSeq and is a predicted model, not a curated record. Gene Ontology annotation, molecular function: transmembrane transporter activity. Lineage: Eukaryota; Metazoa; Arthropoda; Arachnida; Ixodida; Ixodidae. Gene Ontology annotation, cellular component: membrane. Gene Ontology annotation, biological process: transmembrane transport.
UCUCGGGGGCAUACCAUUACACACACAACAACGGGAGUAUAACAUACCACGCGCUCAGUGUGGGCGGUUAGAGAGGCCGAAAUGUGCUUCACUCUGUAGUGUUGACGCCCGUGCGAGCAAUCCCUGUGCUUAGGGUGCAAUCGCAUCGUGCUUUUAGAAAGGUCGAUCGCUCUCGUUAACUGCAGGAUCGUCACCGGAGUACCGGAGCCAGCACUUUGUCAUCUGAAUGCACAAUGGGACCGUAACCUGACUCGACAGCCAUCACCUCGCAAAGGCAGCCGGCAUGUAAAUAGAAGCCGAAGCUGAGCCGACGACGCGAUAGGAGUCCACAAGGGCAUUUGCUGGCACGCCCUUUAUGCACGCGGCUUCCUCACUGGAUUCGGACGGCUUUGAGGGUGUCCAGAGCAGCAGCAGCCGAACACCCCUUCUGCGGACCAGAGCUCUGAGUGAUCAGACGACCUGCUUGAUGGACACGGGGGAGCUGGACGUUGCGAUGCCGGACAAGAAGGCAUCCGCGGGGGCACUGCGACGCGUGGACUGGCUGCACUUUGUGCGCACACUACAUCUAGAGCUGUUCCUGUUUGUGUACGCCGUGUCAUACUCCAUGCGGCUUGUCAUGACCCAGGACCUGCUGCUGACCAAAGCCUGUCUGCAGCGGUACAGCAUCAAUGCCACAGCAUGCCGCAACCUCUCCUGGAAUAAGACUAUCAAAGACGAUGUCACACGGUAUGCUAACGUCCACAAUUUGGCCCUGUUCCUCAUUCAAUUUGUGCCAGCCGGCCUUCUCUCCAUCUUCGUCAGCCCCUGGAGUGACCGUUAUGGCCACAAGAUACCGCUGCUCAUUGCCACGGCCGGUGGCAUCCUGCAGGACCUAACCACACUCUUCACCGUGAUGUCCUUCAGCACGCCGCUGUAUGCCACUGUCCUCUGUGCGAUCCCCAAUGGUUUUAGCGGUGGCCUUGUGUCCGUGUGUGCUUCGGUCUACAGCAAUGGCACGCGGACAGCCUCAGCUGAACUAAAAACAGUGCGUUUCGCUUGCAUCAUGACAGCGCUGACGCUGGGUUUUCAGCUGGGAUUGUUUGUCGGUGGCCAGGUGUUUCGCGCAGCGGGAGGCAACUACACAGCAAUCUACGUGACAUCUGCCAUCUUGCUGGCGUUCAUGUUUGUGUGGAUUGGUUGGACAGUGCCAUUCAGUAGCCAGCUUCACCGGACGAGCAGACGGGAGCUUCUGCGAGACUUGAUGCGACUAGACAACUUGCGCGAGGGCAGCCGAGCUGUGUUUCGGCCACGGCCGGGCUCCAACCGGGCCAAGCUGCUCCUGCUCAUGAUCUCCAUCUGGUUCAUUCUCUUCAAUAGCGAGACGGCACGCAACAUCAAUUACUUCUACACGGAAACGCGCUUCGACUGGAGCCCCGUCAAGUUCUCCAACGUGACUGCCUUCUUCGGCCUGGUGCAGCUGUUGGCCACGGCCGUGUGCGUGGUCGUGCUCAGCCGCCUGCUGCAGGUCCGGGACCUGGUGCUUGCUUGCCUGGGAGUGGUGGCCUUCGCCCUGCAGAAUGCCGUCAAAGGCGUCUCCACGCACGAGUGGAUGUACUAUCUCAGUUAUGUCCUAGGUGCCCCCGGUGGAGCAGCUGGCAUCGGGAUUUCAUCCUACGCCUCCAAGCUGAUUAGCCCCCACGAAGCCACCAAGGUGUUCUCAUUCUGGACGACAUGCGAAUCGCUGGUGCCUGCAUUUGGAGACAUCUUCUCUUCACUGGUGUUCAAUGCUGCUCUGAGCUACCAGCCUGGGCUGCCAUUUCUGAUCGGUGCCGUCCUGCAGCUCUUCCCAUUAGCUGCACUAAUACUCUGCUUGCGAAUGCCUCAUGCCGACCCCGAAGACGAGGACGAGACCAUCCUCGAGCCUGACCGGGACGGUUCCACAAACCAGCUGCCGCACUCACUUUGAUGGAUGUGACCAGGAAUGCCUCUUCGCCGCUCUCUACAUCAGGGAUGGGCUACCCUGCCCAGUUCUCGCAGGCCCAUACUGUUGCAGGGCAUCUCUCCUGAAUGCCGAGUGCUUGGCACACAAAAUGCUGCCUGGGAUUGUAGAAUCACAGAGCACCGGUACCAGGGCACUGGUCCAACCAUCAGUGCCAAGCAGCAGGUGGAGGUCACCUACUCAUUGCUCUGUGGAUGUAGUCUUGUUGGCAGGCUCUAAACGUGCAAUCCGGUGAGCUCACUCCAGAGUAGGGCAUCGUGUUUUGCGCUAUACCCUAAGAAAAGUUUGUACGCUUUAGGGCCUCUCUUGUCCCCAAAGCAUAAUCGUCACCCACCUUGCGUGCCUUUCUUUAAUGCUGCGUGCCUGGUAAAUUAUCCUGGCCCCGAACGGCAUGUGCAUUAUUGGCGUGACACAGCAUCUCUGCAGAGGAAAGUAGCGAGCACAGAAUUUUCAAGAAAGGAAACGCAAGCAGGACGCAUGAUGAUUAUUGUUUGGAAACAAGUAUGCCCCAAAGAGUCCAAACUUUUUUUUGUUUGGGGUGUUUCGUCCAGGGCGGAACUGUUGCAGAUUUGACACUGGGUGUCGAAAACCCCUGCAGUAUCCAUUCGCAGUGUCAACUCGGGCAUUUUGCAGCUCGAGCACAAGGUCGCGGGUUGGAAUCCCAGUUGUGGCAGUCGCAUUCUGAAGUGUGGGGAGUGCAAGAACACUCUGGCACUUUGCUUUGCGUGCAAAUGUUAAAAGAAAUCCAGGCAGUCUAAAUUAUUCUGGAGCUUGUUUGUCAAAUUAAUGUGGAGCUUAUUGCAGCCUUUUUCCUUUGGGACAAACCCUGUAAUUUGAUUAUUUUUAUUUAUUGUGGAAUCGCAGAAUACUGUAAGAGUGGCCUGGAAAUAUUAACCAGCCAGCACGUUGCCCAGCUACAGUUUGAAACUUCCUGUGCUAUGUGGCGCUUUCUAAAAAGUGCAUGAAAUGGCAAGGUACCUCAGCUAUUCAAACAAGACAGGUGAAGAGGGAGACUUGGAAGUGGCCAGAAAUGUGGGAUUCCAGCCAGAAAUGUUGUUUUCAUUCUAAACCUUUUUUUUUUAUCAUUACUGUACCGGUUGCAGCAGUACUGUUAGGCACAUGGCACUUGCUUUCCUUUGUAUUUCCUUGGUACUCCCAUUGUUUUAACCACAGGUGACAUUUAAAGCUUUCAAGCUACCGUACCUGGCUAGGUCUUUUGCUGGGCCAUAAGGUGGUCUCUCUGUAGAACUUUUAUCAUGCCUGAGGCACUGAAAGGGAUUCCACAGGGUCUACCACAGGUUUCUCACAAACAGCGCCCAGCGAGGGAACUUGUCACUUGUGCAGUUUGAAAUUUAUUUAUGAAGACUGUAUGUGUGCAGACAGUUUUGGCUGCCAUCUAGAAAGCAUUGUUGAAAAGGCUGAAGGCCCUGUCAAUUUGUAUUUGUUUCGGCAUGUCAAAAUUGGAGAAACGAUGCAUGCAAAGGAAGAACUGAAACAGACAAGACAAGCACUAGGCCAAUGCUCGUCCCAUCAGUUUUGUUCUUUGCUUUCUCUACGUGUUGCCUUCAGCUUUGCGAUGUGGUAAGCGGUAGCAACCAACUAACCCACCUUGGCAAUUUUUUUUUUUAUGAGUGGCAUGACCAGAGGAUGCAAAAAAUUCAGCUUUUGCAAUGAUAAUUCAUUACGAUAUUCAAUGUGACGAUGACGUGGUGGGUAUUGCUGGCAUUGUGCAUGCGCUCUAAGGCACCGAAUACCAAGCAUGUAGAUUUACAAAGAGGACUGUCGACAUACUAUCCUCGCAGCUUAUAUGAAACCUCCGGUGCCAAGGUUUCCCUAGUCUGUCCUCAACCAUUUCUAUACAUUUGAUCCUUCACACUCACCCAUACAGAUAGCCUCGAUGCAUGGUUUCACUAGAUACCACCAUUCACUCCUCAGGUGUGCAAAGGACAGAUACAAUAAAGGAAUAAAGUGACCUUUUAAGUGGCUGCAAAAAAUAAAAUGUUCAGGAAAGGACUUUUUUUUAUUGCACAUCAGGAUAGAAGAAUUAUUUGCAGAUUCAAAAAUUAUGUGGGCAGUAAAUUCAGAACUAGUGUCUAAAAAUACCAAAUAACAAAAGUGGUGUACUAGACCUUUUAGAAUGGCAGUUCACUUCUGUCGCAAGUCCUUGAUACUACACAUACAUUCUAGAGCUUUAAACAUGCACUGGAAACACUGCCAUCACUGUCAAUGUUUUUAUGCAUAAGCAAGCCUUCCAAGCUUGAUGACUCAAUGAAUUUAUAUCCACAUUUUUGUAGUGAGCAUGGCAAUAUACUACUGGAAGCUGCCAUUUCCCCCUUUUCGCAGAUGAAUUGACUUGCUAGGCCCUCUAGGCAGCCAAAGAGAGAAAUUUCUUAAAUGUUAAAAUGGAGUGGACAAGCCCCGCUUGUUACCGGCACUUUGAGCGAGCCCCCUAAUGCUUGAACAAGUCAGACUCGUCCUUGGCAUCUUUUGAUAAAAAAACAAUGGUAACCAAGAAAGACUCAUACACGGCAUUGAAAGGAUUAAGAAUGCAAAGAAAUAUAUGGACAAAUCAAGGAACUGUACAGGGUCUUUCCUUUUUUAAUAACUGGUGUAUUUCAGGAAGACGUAAAUGAACAGUUCAUGGUCUGCACAUGCGUGGAAAAUUAAUGUCACCAAAGCACCUUUCUUUGCACUGUUUUAAUUUUACUCUGUAUAACAAACCAACUCACCCAACUAAACAGCUCUUUUUAAGAUAUGAUGCAUAACUCUGAAAUCAUAGACAGCCUUGUACACUUGAAUUCAUUGAAGACAAACGAGUAGCACGAAACCUACACAAAAAGAUCCCCUGGCCUUUCCCUGGCCCAUGGGCGUGUGAGUCGUUACUCUCGUCAUAGUAAGAGCAAGCUCCUGCUUAUGAAGCUAUUAGACGAGGGGCUCAAAUUAAGAUACGUCCCGUCCUAACUUGCGCCCCUCGUCUAAUAGCUAUCUGUCAACCAACUAGCCCAACACGAAGUGCCACUGCUUAUGAAGCUUUCUGAUUGUGUAGUCUAUGAGCCUAGUGUUCCUCAACUUCAUUGACAAUUCUAGUUUUUCACUACCCUCCCUUGCUGUCGUCAGCACAGAUGGUUGUUUGUUUACGUAUUUCAUGUUUGAUGCAACAGCUUGAUAUUCAGCGGUUUUUACGUGUAAAUCGAGGACAAGAAUAUGUGAAGUGGCAGACUAUUUGUGAGCAAAAACCCAUCGGCAUUGAUUACAUUUAGCAACAUUCCUAAACAGGUGCCCUAUUUGAUGUCUUUGUUUUUUGUUCUUAUGCAUCCAUCAUGGAAAAAGUAGUGUAAAAACACAGAAAUGAGUCAUGGACAUAGUGCAGGCUGUCACUCUCAACUGUCUGAUUUAGUACUACAUUGGUUGCAGCAUAAAUGUGGGGAAAGAACAACAAAAUGGAUGACAUGCAAGAGUCAAGGAGUACCAACUGCGAAAGCAGGGAGGAAACAUCAGACAAAGGAUGACCACUGUCAAUUCCAGAUGUGUAGGAAAUGUCGCUUUCAUGCACUACCGCGUGAGCGCGCCUUGUAUGUUUCUCAGUUCCAUGCCCCAUUUUUAUUUUAUUUUUAUUCACAAUUAUUUUUAUUCUGUUUUUAAUUAUGGUCACCUACUAACUAGCUUGCCUUGGAAUACGCUCUACUUAUGUGUUUUGCAUUAGACACACUAGAGGGCAGCACAAUAUCGGCAACCGAGAACCAUAUCAUCUUGGCUAAAGGGAAGAACCUGUAACAACGGUUGCUGUUAUAGAUUACAGUACUUUAACUAUCUAGCUGUCGCUCUGAGUAAACCAUAAAAUGCACAGGACUGGUAAAUAGUGCUUUUUUUUUUUCUUUCCAUCGCCACUUCCUUGGAACUUGUGAUUCAUAUUUCUGAGCUGGUACUAUGCGCACUUUCUGUCUUGAGGUUCCCUGACAAUGCCCUCUUGCCUCUCUGCGUCCUAACCGACCAGAAAAAGAGUACACAAAAAUAUUAAUGCAUGGAGUGUGGCAUGACCACCAUGUGUAGCACCGUAUUUUCCGGUCUAUAAGUUGCAACUGCCUCAAAACGGCAGUCUCUAAAAAAAAAAAAAAAAACGUGUGUGAGUUGCACUGGUAUACAAGACACGCCUGUUCAUUUGGUAUGCAAUUUUAAAAAGAUACAGUGUUGUUUUACUUCGCGAACGCGGGUCAUGCGCAAGCAAUGAUCUGGACACUCCAGGCGCAUUUCCGCCGUCGUGGUUGCCGCGAUGUUUCGCUUAAAGGCCAAGGGUGUGAAAAUCAUCCCCACGCGCCGUAUGCUUUAUGUGCGAGUGAAAGUGUGCAACGGUGAACCGAAUCGCGCACAUGGGAGGAAAGCGGGAAGGCAGUGUGAGGGGGAGGGGGGUGCGGCUUGUACUCCAGCAGCAACUGCGUAGUUUGCGCAGCGGCACGUGCCGUAUCUUGAAAACGACCUGCAGAUGGGAUGACUUUGGAGUCGGUCGACUUGUGGCCGGCCUGCCGCCGCUUGCAUUGCUGCUCCGUCCUAACAUGGUGCUCGGCAGCUCCAUCACAAGAAGAACCCGGGACCUCCAUAGUGCGCACACAACCCGUAGCAACUGCCAGAGCAGGUCAAUUCAGCGUGCUUUAUGUGGCCAUAGCAUCCAAUCAGAUUUUGAUAGCAGUUCUUUCUGAAAAAAAAAGAAAGAAAACGUAUAUAAGUUGCACAGUUCUAUAAGACUCACCGACAAAAAGUUCAGAAAAAACAUGUGACAUAUACACAAAUUCAGAAAAAAAUUUUGCAUAUACAACGGAAAAUACAGUACUAACGUGCGCAUUUGUGGCGUCACAUUUUGUGAUGUUCACAGUGUAACAGUGGCAGCCUUUGAAGCAACGUUAAGGUCAAGCACAUUAUAGCUAGAGCACUGCUUGCUCGCGGGCUUUGAUAAAUAAUGAUAUAGCAGGAUACUGUUUCCUGUGGUCUCGCCAACCAGAUAACCUUUUGCUGCUUUUGAGAUCGCAUCUUGAUGUUUGGGUGCUCCUAAAGCUAACAGGAAAGCAAAGACUGCCACCUUUUGAUUCACCUUUUUCUGUCAUGGACAGCUGUCAACAUGAAGUGCAAGCCAACUGACCUGAUGGCUUUGUGAAUGUGUGUGCUUAUGUCAGAGAGAACCUGUUGCAGCAUAGUGGCCAAAAUAAGUUCCACAAGGGGAGUCCUUUUGAGACACCAGCCUGAUUAUGUUGCCUUUUACGCAUAGCUGUCAUGAGUUUUGAUUCUGUGCUGUGGUCAGUGGAGCACCACGAAUGUGUUUAUUUGUUGUCGGCAAGCCGCCAAGGGCAGAUCUGUUGGGCAUGCCUUGUGGGUGAGCUUGUAGUGACUCUCAUACAAUGGGCUUAGGCUGAAACAAGUCUCUCUGCGAGAACGGUAGUGUAGCAGAAACGAAAGCUGGAUGAGUUGAUGUGGUUGCAUGACACCGCGUGGCGCAGGAAACAAUGGACAGAAGAUUACACGAUGUGUUGUGCAGACAGGGAACAGCAGAAGACGGAAGACAUGGAAUCUUCUCUGUCAUAUUGCAUGCCCCGUAUGCGCUCCACAUUACAUAAUGCAAUAUCAAUUAAGCCCAUUGGUCUGUUCUUUUGAACAGAUGAAAAAAUGGGACCAAUAAAUGUGCACUACCAAGUAAAGCUUAUUGAAGAAUGCAAGAUGCAGAGGAAAACAACAGCCAAAGUGCACAUGUGGAAUUAGUCAAAUAAGGGCACUUUGGUGGUGGGGUGAAGAGUGGCGUGAUGCGUGACAGAAUGUGGCUAUAUUAAACACAGCACGCACUGGCCAAGGCCUCUCCUAGACUUUACAUACCCAAGAGCAACUGGCACUACUCUGGUACAGUCAAACCUCGUUACGAUGAAGUUGCAUCUGGUGAGAAAGUUAUUGGUCUGAUAUUUCUUAUGAACAUAUACUGCUUAUGUUCGGAUAACGGUGAGAAACAUAUUUAAUUUACUUUGUUAUAACUGAUAAUUCAUUAUAUCGGUGUUCGUUUUAUUGAGCUCUGGCUGCACGUGCUUACUAAAGCUUGCCAAGACUAGUGAGUGGUUCUUUUUCGUAACCUUUGAGCUUUGAGCUCAUACACAGACAAUCAAAUGUCCUGCAUGCUUGCGACUAUGGCAUGUGCCAAGGGCUCGGCUUCAGAAGGCUUGCAUUACUUGGCCAACUGUGUUUGUUUUGUGACUACAUUUUGUUGGCUGUUUGUUUGUUCUGUUCGUCUGUUUGUGAGUGACCUCCUCCUGCAUGCUGUGAUUUUUAAGUGCAUUCACUCACUGGAGUGUUUCUUAGUUUAUGUUUUAAUCCAGACAUAUCAGGUAUCCACUUUUGUUCCUUGUUAUUAGAGUUUUAGCUUGUCCGCAAACUUUUUACCAUUUGCAGAUUACCCAAUUACUGAUGAUGCAAACAUGAGAAGCCGGGUUGGUGGCGCCACCUGGUGGCACAGAUCUCGACCGGACAAACAUAGCCAUUUUUGCAGUAACCAAGUGUGAUCUACUUCGCUGCUGGCAUAAAUUUAUGGCAGCGGUGUAAUCGUGACUUUUCUUUUUUUUUUUUCUAUGAGAACACUCAUGAAGCACAAAAAUGUAAAAAUGGCUUUGUGGUUAGAUGAAGGAUCAUAAGAUGUUGCUACCAGUGUUGUUGCUGCCGUAUAACUCUCCAGUAAGCCAGUGAAUCGCAAAAGGUAAGAAGUUCUUGGACAGGCUAAAACGCUCUAUUGUUAAGGAGUCAAGUGUUGCCGUGAUUUGGUUACUGACUCUGCAUAGGUGCAGGCGCCAUGCAGCAGCAGCUGCAGUAUUACUCAAAGUUUAGGUCACCUUAUUUAGGGCAAGCCAUUCAAGUGUAUGCGCUGGUUGUGCAUUGUUACUUGCUCCUUAUUAGUCCUUUUUUUUCAUGUUCUUCUGUGUCAAUUAAAAAAAAAUUUGAGAUACCUGUAUUUAUGUAUUUUAGAAAAAUAUUUUGCUUGCUUUUGUAUAAUUUCACCAAUUACCAUAGGCACUUUUUUUUUUUUUAUUCCGGAAGUGAACUCUUCUUCUGCACCCCUAAAUAAGCCUCUCAUGCUUGCUUUUCAAAUGGCUACUGCUCGGUCACUGUCUUGCAUUCAGCCUUUACAUGGUGGCACUGCUGUUCAAACACUUCUUAAGAAGCACGAUGAGAAAUAAUAUGGAUGCUCAUGGCCAAACAGUGUAAGGCCACGUACUAAACCAUUGAACAGCACCUGCAAGCACACAUUUGCAGGCCUUUUGCACUGCUUGUCUUUCUUGCAUAAGCACCGAUCCCGAACUGUUGUCUCGACACAGUAUGAAGACAAACACAGACUACAAAAGAUUUAGUAAUUGAUGUUAAUGUUUGGGCUCCUGCAUGCAAACCUUGAUCACAAUGAGAUUGUUGUGUUUGCUUGCUGAUGCAUUGUGUUUCAUCAGGCCAUAAUAUCAACAGGUAACAGGAACGUGUGAUUGCAAAAGAAAAUACAGUAAACUUCUGUUAAUUCAAAUUCGGUUAAUUUGAUCCCGACCUAAGGUCUCGGCCAGCACCCAUGCAUUCCUAUGACCCCCAAUUUCAGUACUACUCAACACACGUAAGCCUGACCCCUAUAGUGACCCCUAUAGUGACCCCAACAGCGACCCCUUUAGUGGCAAUGUCAUCCCGGCGGAGCUUAGGGGACAGUGAAUGCAAAUAACACAAAUCAUCUCUCGUCCAUUUUUGGCCCUUCCUAGAAAGAUGUUCAAGCAAUAACUGUAGUUCACAGCGUUUGAUUACGAAAUUUGCCUGGUUCUUGGGCAUGCCUUUCUUUUUUUAAAGAAAAUUUGGCCAAAAAUUGCCUGCACAGUGCAAUCGAGCAUAAUAUCAAAACUGCCUUAGCAACGGUCGCAUGCUUUACCGCAUAACGUGGGUGUAUUGCGGCGGAGCUGAACUAAAUAAAACGUGUCAAAGCUGAUUUUAAAAAACUGGCUGUCUUUGUGCAACAAUCUUUCUUCCAAGAAAAUCUCGUGCGUGUUAGAUUUGUUAUUCCUACAUUACUUAACUAUUUUAAUUCCUAGAAAGUGCAUGCACGUUUGAUUCGGGGGCGUGGUAAAAUGGGGCAAAUACUGCCACAUGAACCAGCGUUUUUUUUUUAAAUUUUGUUUAAUUUCACCCGUCGGAUAAUUCAAUCAGUUUUGUUGGUCGCAUCUGGGUCAAAUUAAUGGAAGUCAACUGUAUAAUCAUGCAUCUUUAUGUAGAGCCUGCUACACAUUUAAACUGUGACAGGCAUUCUCAGCGGAAAUGAUGGUAAUUUACCACCCAUAUAUGCUAAGCAUCUCGGCCACAUUAUGUGGCAUACUUAAUCUACUUUUUUGUUUCUUUCAAUUAUGUUGUGAACAAUGCUCCCGUGUGGAAGCCAUAAUGUUGAGCUCACUAAAUCUUUUGUUGUCAGCGUUUGUAAUCAUCUUUCAUCAUGUUCUUUCCCAACCUGAUGGGGUUCCAUCAUACGAUUGAUUUCAAGAUGUUGCGUCUGGGGGUGCACACUUAGCAGAUUUAUUAAUGAGCUGGCGCAUUGUCAUUUGCUCCAGAGCACUUCUGAUCAUUGUCAUCACAGGCCUAAUGAAACCUUCUCUGGAACGAAGUCCUUUUCCAAAGCAGUCCCUGCACCUGUGCCUUCUCUGUCUACAUCAGUGAGCUUAGUAAGCCCAUCAGUCCAUCUUAUUUGAGAGAAAGCACAGGAGGGAUGACAGGCACUGGUAAGAUAUCGUUCUCGAUCGUCAAGUUAGUUGUAUCCACUGAUAAAAUUGCUGACUCAGUAAACAUCUCUCAUCUCGCCGCACUUGGCACGACUGAAUAUUCAUCAGAAAAAGCAUUUAUCCAAUGUUUUGGGCACCACAAGACAAUUUAUUACUGAGCGGUCUACACAAGAGAAUGCAGGACAUCUGAACAAUGUUAUCUAUUUGUGAUAGGUGUGACACCAAAAAAAUUGGCAACAGUUCCCUAUUGCAACAACUGCCUUUGACAAAAGACUGGUUGGAAGAAAAGACAAGCUUUAUUUAUUUAUCAUUUUACACUGUAGUCGACUUGCAAUAACUUGGACCUAUGCUUACGAAUGUCACGGAUUUGAUCAGGGUUUCAUAUCCUUAAUCCACUUUGAAGUCACUUUGUACUGACAAUUAAGGCAUUCAAUUCAAGCAUCUAGAGCCAGAGUGACACAAUUCAGUGUAAUUGAUGAUAUAACAUUUAUAAGGGAUGUAGUAAACUCUACAUGGCACAGCUUUACAGAAAUGUAAUAUUAGAGAAGUGGACCAGAAGAAAGCAGCUUAAGGUCAAAUGGAAGGUGUGGAGUUUGGCACAUCUCCCUUUUGACUGCCAAAUUAAUUUUUUAAAGCAUUCUCAAAAUACAGAUUUUUUUAAUGCUUGAUGAAUCAGCUCAUAAAUAAAUGCCAGAAACAUAUUCAGAAUUUUAUAUUUAUUUAGAGAACACACAUAAAAAAUAUUUUUAAUGCUAAAUAAUGUUGACAUCAUUGCACAGCUUGAAGCUGCCUUUUUUAGCACCAAUAAAGCAAAAAAAAAAUGGAACAUCCCAAACACGACUUCUAUGCCCUGUGAGAGUUCAUUGCCAUGCGGGAUCACAUUUAGUCUUGUAGGAAGGCCUCACUUAAUGUGGCCUCGGUUAAUGUAGCCUCACUUAGUGUGUCCCCAAAUGACAGCAGUGACGCCUUUUUUUUCUUUCGCAAACAUUAAAAAGGCCUCUGUUGAGAUUUCAUAUUGUCUGUCACGUGUGUCUUCAAAGAGGACUCGCAACGUUUAAUGCAGACAACUGGCUCCCAAAAAACACGGCAGUGGGACCUGGCUAUCGAGCGGGCGGGAGUAGCAUGCGCACUUCUUCCUUCUUGUUCUUCUUGCCUCUUCUCUUGCACUGUGCCCACUACUGCAGGUGGCAAUAGGUUUUUCAGAGCUGUGUACGAUAGAAAAACAGAACUAGGUGUGUGGACGCACCAAGAUUGUCCUUGCUGUGAUAAACUGGUACUUUUUAUUGUGGACUUGCCCAGCUCAUCUAUAGGAGGUUAAAGGUUACGAAAAGAUAACCGGCCAAGGACAGCAGACUUUUAGGUGGUGUGGCACACAGAGUUACCUACAAAAAUUACUAGCUUGAAUUGUGCUGCUAGUGUUUGCAGUAGCUGCAAAGCACGGUGUUUUAGCCAGCAUGGGUACUAUGGGAAUUUGCUUAGACAUCCUCCUCCUGGCUUCAUACGGCUUUAUCACUUUGCAGGUCGAUCACUUUCAACAAUAUAUAUUACACUAUAAUUGCAACAAUUCACAAUGAUUAUGUGUUUGUGUGCAAAAACUAAUUGGCUUUGUGGGUUUCGGAAAAUACGGUUGCUUGGGAAUUUGGAAAGAUAUGGUGGAAUAAAUAUUUCAACAAGAACAUCUGGAGCCAUAAGCUCAAAGAUUAGACAAAUUAUGCACUGCCGUGACAGCUGGACCAACACCAGAGUCCCCCAGUGAAAUUUGUAGGAAAUUCAAUGGCGAGGUGAGAUUAGAAAAUCUGCAGUCAUACGACUCGCUUGACUGAUGAAACAUGAGGAGUCUUUCAUUUUGCAAUGGACAUGAAUUAGGCCAGUGAUGAUGAAUUGCGAAGCAUUAUUCUGGAACAGAUCUGUGCCUUCACUGCUCUGACUGCAGUAUUAAUUUUAAGGAUUGCACUCAGCUCUUGCUGUUUGUUGUGCUGUGUUGUCUGCUUGCUGUUUUACUUGGUCUUUCGUUAUCUGUAUUGUUGUGCUGCAUGUCACAACCGUGAUGACCAGCUCAUGAAGCGCCGGAUGUAUUGAGGAACCGAACAACACGUGAGCUGAAUGCAAAGGCGGGUGUGUUGGAAAGGGAAACGAGUUUUCCUUUGAGUUUUUCCUCCGAGAGAAAUAUUGAUGCCAGAAUGGCGAAUGGUCUUUCCUUUAACUACUUCUUGCUCUUUCUUUUAGGCCAGGCUUGCCAAAUCAGUCUUGCCCGUAUGUGAAAUUUUGUGAUUCUCUUUUGUUUAGUGUUGUUUUAUAAAAUGGGUCACUCAUGCUGCUCUAAGCCCAUCUAGAAAUGCCUAUUCUGGUAGUUUUGAUCUAGUCCUUGCUUUUCUUGCAUAUACACUUGCGCAUUUUUUAAUUAUUAUUAUUUCUUUGUUAUCCUUUGGGCUGAUGCACUGUGGCACAUUUUAAUCAUUUUUACCUGCUUCUGCCUUCAAUUGAGAAGGUUGUUGAUUGAAUAGCUAGCAAUUUGGUGCUGGCUUAAAUGAAGCCUUAAGUAUAACCACUGUUGCAAAAUGUAGCUGUGAAUAAAUGUACACGGCGUUGUGUUUUAUAACAGAGUGCUGCUUGUGAGCCACAACUGUUGACUGUGAGUUUGCCUUCUUGCCUGUACUCAAGUAACAGCCUGUAUUAUUGGUUGUUGAAGAAGCUUUUAUUUUUGGCUCUGUAAUAAAGGGUAAUCUCUGCAAUGGA